This is a messenger RNA of Lepus europaeus (European hare), 4782 nucleotides long. RefSeq names its product NCK associated protein 5 like (gene NCKAP5L). The record is from RefSeq and is a predicted model, not a curated record. Lineage: Eukaryota; Metazoa; Chordata; Mammalia; Lagomorpha; Leporidae. Gene Ontology annotation, cellular component: microtubule plus-end. The transcript has 13 exons. Bases 178 to 4155 code for a protein of 1325 amino acids. Gene Ontology annotation, biological process: microtubule bundle formation; microtubule depolymerization.
CGGCUCCGGCACCCCCUUCUCUGCCCCCCGCCCCCGAGCCGCGGCCAUGGACCCGGCGGAUCCGGCCUGCCCUGGCCCCGCUGGACAUCUGAUUUCUGCCAGGUGACUGUUCCGGCUGUGGGAGUGAGCACGUCAGCCUGGGGCAGGGGGCAGAGACAGGGCCUGACAUCGGAGGCCAUGGAGCAGCUGGCCACAGGCCCUGGAAACCCAAGGCCAGAAGAGAGUGGUGAUGGCAGCAUGGAGUCAGGCACCUGUCAGGAGCUGCUGCACCGCCUGCGGGAGUUGGAGGCAGAGAACUCGGCGCUUGCCCAGGCCAACGAGAACCAGCGGGAGACCUAUGAGCGCUGUCUGGAUGAGGUUGCAAACCACGUGGUACAGGCCCUGUUGAACCAGAAGGACCUGCGGGAAGAAUGCAUCAAGCUGAAGAAGCGGGUGUUUGACCUGGAACGGCAGAACCAGCUGCUGAGCAGCCUGUUCCAGCAGAGACUGCAGCUCACCACAGGCUCCCUCCCGCAGAUACCUCUCACUCCGCUCCGGCCGCCAGCCGAGCCCCCAGCCUCCCCGGCCCUAAGCUCCGCCGAAGAACCAACCACCUCGCUGCCCCUGGGACACUGCACUGGCCAGAGAGAGGUGUGCUGGGAGCAGCAGCUACGGCCAGGAGGCCCGGGCCCCCCCGCCGCACCGCCCCCGCCCCCAGCCCUGGAUGCUCUGUCCCCAUUCCUUCGGAAGAAAGCCCAGAUACUGGAGGUGCUGAGAGCCCUGGAAGAGACGGACCCCUUGCUUCUUUGCUCGCCUGCCAGCCCCUGGCGGCCUCCAGGUCAGGGGUCCGGCUCCCCAGAGCCCAUCAAUGGUGAACUCUGCGGCCCCCCUCAGCCUGAGCCCUCGCACUGGGCUCCCUACUUACUGCCAGGCCCCGGCAGCCUGGGAAACCUGCUGCACUGGGAGCGCCUCCUGGGGGGCCCCGGGGAGGAAGAGGGCGCUGGGCGUCCCUGGGGUCCUAGCAGGAGUGCCCCCCAAGCCCAGGGCCCCAGUGCUGGCCCACACUGUGUCCCUGGCAGCAGCUCCUCAUCUUCAUCUGAUGAGACGGGCGAGCCCAACGAGGCGCCCAGCCCCGACACCCUGCUCGGGGCGCUGGCUCGCAAGCAGCUGAACCUGGGCCGAUUGCUAGAGGACACGGAGUCUUACCUACAGGCCUUCCUGGCCGGGGCCACGGGCCCGCUCAACGGGGACCACCCCGGGCCUGGGCAGCCGCCCUCCCCAGACCAGGGCCCCCCGCAGGCAUCCAAGUCCAAAGGCACCCCCAGGUCAGCCUGGGGUGGGGGUAGCCCAGAGGCCCACAGGCCGGGCUUUGGUGCUACCUCAGAGAGCCGGGGGCCACUCCCUUUCUUCAGCAUGUUCACGGGCGCAGGGGAUGCCCCACUGGGCUCACAGUCUGGCCACCCCCACUCCUCAUCUCAGGUCAAAAGCAAGCUCCAAAUUGGGCCCCCUUCCCCUGGGGAGGCCCAGGUACCCCUCCUUCCCUCUCCGGCCAGAGGUCUCAAGUUUCUAAAGCUGCCUCCCACCUCAGAGAAGGUCCCCAGCCCGGCCGGCCCCCAGCUCAGCCCCCAGCUGCCCCGCAGCUCCCGUAUCCCCUGCCGGAACAGUGGCUCGGACGGCAGCCCCUCCCCACUGCUGGCACGCAGGGGCCUGGGCGCGGGAGAGCUGUCCCCGGAGGGAGCGCAGGGCCUGCCCACCAGCCCCUCGGCCUGCUCCACAGCCCCAGACUCUGCACAGCUCAGACCGCCCCCGCCAGCCUUGUCCGCCACCCUGUCCCCGGGAGCAGCAGGGUCUCCCUGCUAUGAGAACAUUCUGGACCUCUCUCGGAGCACCUUCAGGGGGUCUUCCCCAGAGCUUCCUCCAACCCCCCUGCAGGUGCCCACCUACUCGCAACUCACUCUGGAGGUACCCCAGGCCCCCGAGGGCCUCAGAAGCCCCGGAGGCCCACCCAGCCCUUGCCUCCCAGAAUCCUGUCCCUGUGGGAGCACCCAGGAGAAAAAUCUGGACAAGGCAGGCUCGGAGUCUCCACAUCCUGGCCGCAGGACCCCAGGCGGCUCAGCCAGGAAGCCUGGCCAGGGGUCAGGGCGUCGGCCCGGGGAUCCUGGCUACCCCCCUCUGCGGGACAGACUGGCGGCCCUGGGGAAGCUGAAGACGGGGCCCGAGGGACCCCUGGGCACAGAGAAGAACGGGGCCCGGCCUGGCACCGAGAAGGCCCGGGGGCCGGCGAGGACAGGGGAGAGCAUUGGAGACGUGGUGUCCCCCAGGCCUGCAGAGCAGCCAGAAGCUAAGGGGGUCCUGCGGGGGGCAGUGGCCUUAGGCACAAGCAGCCUGAGACAGCAGGAGCCCGGACUCGUGGCGGAGCCCGGAGCCCGCGUCUACUCCUCGCACUCCAUGGGGGCCCGGGUGGACCUGGAGCCUGUCUCGCCUAGGAGCUGCCUCACCAAAGUGGAGCUGGCCAAGAGCCGGCUGGCAGGGGCCCUCUGCCCCCAGGUCCCCCGUACCCCUGCCAAAGUGCCAGCCUCAGCCCCCAGCCUGGGCAAGCCCAAUAAGAGCCCUCACAGCAGCCCUACGAAGCUGCCUUCCAAGACCCCCACCAAGGCGGUGCCCCGGUCUGGGGCCUCCCCGGUCGCCAAGGAGCCCCCGAAGCCUGACAAGGGCAAGGGCCCGCCUUGGGCGGACUGUGGCGGCGGCGGCGGCACAGCCCCGGCAUCAGGCCCCGCUGAGCCGGGCCAGGGCCCCGAGGCGCCAGCCCCACACUCGGCCAUCGAGGAGAAGGUGAUGAAGGGUAUCGAGGAGAACGUGUUACGGCUCCAAGGCCAGGACCGGGCCCCGGGCCCCGAGGUCAAGCAUCGCAACACCAGUAGCAUCGCCAGCUGGUUCGGCCUGAAGAAGAGCAAACUGCCAGCCCUGAACCGCCGCACGGAGGCCCCCAAGGGCAAGGAGGGGGCCGGCGGGGGCUCCCCACUCCGCAAGGAGGUUAAGAUGGAAGCGCGGAAGCUGGAAGCCGAGAGUCUCAACAUCUCCAAGCUGAUGGCCAAGGCCGAAGACCUGCGGCGGGCGCUGGAGGAAGAGAAAGCCUACCUGAGCAGCAGGGCCCGCCCACGGCCCGGGGGCCCCAGCCCGGGGCCCGGCACAGGGCUCGGGCAGGUGCAGGGCCAGCUGGCUGGCAUGUACCAGGGCGCAGACACCUUCAUGCAACAGUUGCUCAACAGGGUGGAUGGCAAGGAGCUGCCGCCGAAGAGCUGGAGGGACCCCAGGCCUGAGUACGACUUCCAGCCGGUGGCCUCCGACCCCAAGAACCCCUGGCCGGCCUGCGGGCCCCGCAAUGGCCUUGUGGGCCCACUCCAGGGCUGUGGGAAACCUCCUGGGAAGCCAAGCAGCGAGCCGGGGCGGCGGGAAGAGACCCCCUCGGAGGACAGCCUGGCCGAGGCAGUGCCUGCCUCCCACUUCACAGCCUGUGGUUCCUUGACCCGAACCUUGGACAGUGGCAUCGGCACCUUCCCACCCCCAGACCACGGCAGCUGCGGGACGCCCAGCAAGAAUCUUCCCAAGACCAAGCCUCCACGGCUGGAGCCCCCUCCCGGGGUGCCCCCAGCCCGGCCCCCUGCCCUCACCAAAGUCCCGCGCCGCGCCCACACCCUGGAGCGGGAGGUACCGGGCCUAGAGGAGCUCCUGGUGAGUGGGCGGCACCCCAGCUUGCCAGCCUUCCCGGCGCUGCUCCCGGCCGCCCCGAGCCACCGUGGCCAUCAGAAGUGUCCCGAGGAUCCCUGUGAAGACCCAGGCCCAACACCCUCCGUGCAGCUGGCCAAGAACUGGACCUUCCCCAACACGAGGGCAGCGGGCAGCUCUGUGGACCCUUUCCUGUGCUCACCCCGACAGCUGGAGGGGCUGCCCAGGACCCCCCUGGCCCUGCCGGUGGACCGGAAGCGGAGCCUAGAGCCCAGCCGCCCGUCCCCUCCGCCACAAGGCCCUGCCUUUGGGGGCAGCCGCACCCCUAGCACGUCGGACGUGGGCGAGGAAGGCAGGGCGGCCAGCGGGGGCCCUCCGGGCUUGGAGACCUCGGAGUCUCUCAGCGACUCACUGUAUGAUUCGCUCUCCUCCUGCGGGAGUCAGGGCUGAGGGCCGGCCCCCUGCACUCUCCGUGCUGCCCUGAGACGCCGCAAGGCGGCAGGUGCAUCAGAAGAAGGUGACGGGGGUCCCCAGCACAGCCCACCGCCCAUGCUCAGCUCAGGGAGAGACCCCCCAGCCCCGGCCCCUUCUCACCCAGAGUAAGGCUCUUCCUGCAGGGGCCGGGGGCUUCCGUGGCCCAGCCCCCAGCCCCCACGUCGGGCUGAGCCAUCUUGUGGUGCUGGGCUUCUGGCCCACCAGCUGUGCCAUCUCUGCCCAACCUGGCUGCUCCCUGCCCCGAAGGCCCUGUGGGGUCGUCCCAGUACCCCUCACUGGUGGGGUGUGGGGUGCGGGGGACAAGUUGCCUUCUGCCUCGCCCUGGUCCUCCCUGCUGUCUGGAUGGUGCUGCCCCCACCCCACCCCACCCCCACAUUGCCCCAUGUCCUUGGGGUCGAUUUGUCUGUCUGUUUUUUAUAUAUAUAUAUAUAUAUAAGCGCCCGGCCCGGUCCCCUCCCCCAGCCCCGCACUGCGGUUAAUUUAUCUGUCGUUACAAAACAUGGCUGCUCUGCUCCCAGCCUCUGCUUCUGCCGGAUCCCUAAUAAAACCUGGAGCCCCUCGCACUCUGGCUGGGCUGUCAUG